AUGGAUGACUACAAUAUUUGGACUAGUAUGGACAUAAAUGAAGUUAAUGUCUCUCAUUUAUUAUGUGUUAAAUAUCCCAAAGAUGAAAAAUGGAAACAGAUACUUGAAAAGCUCAAAGAAGAGAACUUGGAGUGUAGAGUUAUUGAAAAAGGACGAUUUGAAGGAGUUUGGGUUUCACUUGAAAUAGCCAGGAAAAUUGCUUUAAGACAUGGAAUCUAUGAAGAUGUGAAAUUUAUGUUAGAACCAGAGAAUACUUCACCUGAUCAAUCAACAAAACAUUCAAGGAUAGAUAAUGCUUGUGAAGUUGGUUAUAAAUCAAAAGUCAAUUUAAGAUCUGAUGCAAUAAGAGAUUUAUUAGAAAGUCAAGAAUUAUUAUUCCAAGGUCCUGUUAUCUGA
Molecule: messenger RNA, 396 nt
Organism: Entrophospora sp. SA101
Lineage: Eukaryota; Fungi; Glomeromycota; Glomeromycetes; Entrophosporales; Entrophosporaceae
Source: the annotation of a GenBank genome assembly